Messenger RNA from Trematosphaeria pertusa, 650 nucleotides. RefSeq lists its product as uncharacterized. The record is from RefSeq and is a predicted model, not a curated record. The transcript has a single exon. The coding region runs from base 28 to 327 and encodes 99 amino acids. NCBI's taxonomy places the organism in Eukaryota, Fungi, Ascomycota, Dothideomycetes, Pleosporales, Trematosphaeriaceae.
GCCAGGAGCCAUGUACUCUACCCAACAAUGAGGCCCUUCACGGUAGUUCGUGGCCCCCCAAUUCCCUCUCCAGUCCGAUCCAGAUCCUAUUCCUUUUCGCCAUCCUGUUACGCCGAUGACACGAUGCGAUCCAUGGCACAUCUCGUACAUCGGCCUUCCCCCAGUGUAACCCUUGCACCAGACAGUCCAACACUUCAAAAGUCCGACUCUUCACCCCUUCCAUCCUUCCCGAUCCACCACUACCGCGAUCACCACGGACAACCCGCCGAUCGCGGAGAAGCCGUCUUUAGGCAUUCGAGGAGCCUUUCCGUUCAGGCAGCUAGUUAGCCGCCUGCAACCCACACCAAAAAGUCCGAACGGAAGUGAUGCAAGAAUCUGACCGCCAAGCAUCCGACGCCGUGAGCAGAGUGAGCAGCCUUGCGCACGGUGACAUUGAAAGCACCUCCGUAAAAUCCAUCGACGGACUCCCCGCUCUACCAGCCAAGCGAUCCUUCUGUGCCACCUCCGUCUUCUGGUAUGUCUGACAGCGCACGUGUCCGGAUACGCUACGGGAGAAUGACGGAAAAUGUUGCUGCGCUAACAAUAUCUACCGCGACGAUCUCUUGGGCUGGAAUGGUGGCUUUUAUGUGAGAAGUGUGCUAUAUCAUAUA